CGCCGAACAGGCUGAGCGGCCCAACCCUAGUGCUCCUGCCUCCUGCAUCCCCGCGCUAAACCCAUCACCGCCACCAUGCGAGGGAUCGGCGCCGCCGCCGCCGCCGCCGCCGCCAGGCGGCACACUACCCUCUCCUCCUCCUACGCCCCCGCCUUCUCCUCCUUCUCCGGAAUCGGCGGCGGGGAUGGAGGUUUCGGACGCGGGCGCGGGCGCGGCCUGCCGCCCUCCGGCCCGCCGCGCGCUCCCGGUAGGCCCAUUUCCGAGGACGACGGCGCGGAUCCCUUCUCCGCCGCAACACCCGUCGGCCGCGGCCGCGGGGAGCCCGUGGCCCCCUCCUCCCCAAACGUCCCAUCCUUCGCCGCGUUCUCUGGCGUCGGUCGCGGCCGCGGAUCGCCACCGCGGCCCACCGAGCCCGAGGACGCCCCCAAGCAGCCGGCCUUCACCAAGCACUUCGACGACGCCCCUCCGCGCCGCGAUCCGGAGCCGCCGAGCCCCGAGGCCUCGUCCUCUUCCGCGCCGCCGCUGCCGCGCGCGCUCCCGUUCACCGGCGCCGGCCGCGGCGUGCCGCGGAUGCAGCAGCCGCCUGUGGAUAAGCCUCCGGAGGAGAACCGCUUCAUCCGGCGCCGCGAGGCUGCGAAGCAGGCGGCCGCCGGGGCGCCCUCGGCUCCCGGCCCGCAGCAACCGAAGUUGUCGGGUGAGGAAGCCGUGAAGCGCGCAUUGGAGCUCCUGGGAGGCGGCGGCGGGGGCCGCAGCGACGAAGAUGGCGGAGGGCGCGGGGGCGGGGGUCGCGGCUUCCGUGGCCGUGGUGGCCGCGGCCGCGGCAGGGGCAGGGGCCGCACGCGCGACGACGGCCGGUCUGCUGAUGCGGAUGAUCGGCAAGCGAUAUACUUGGGGGACAACGCAGAUGGCGAGAGGCUAGAGAAGAAGCUUGGCGAGGACAAGAUGAAGAUUCUGGAGCAAGCGUUUAUGGAGGCGGCAGAUAAUGCGCUGCCACAUCCAAUGGAGGAUGCCUACCUCGAGGCUUGUCACACAAACAACAUGAUCGAAUUUGAACCACAGUACCAUGUGAAUUUUGCUAAUCCUGAUAUUGAUGAGAAACCACCAAUGUCAUUGGAGGAGGUGCUUCAGAAAGUGAAGCCCUUCAUAGUUGCGUACGAGGGCAUCCAGAACCAGGAAGAAUGGGAGGAAGCUGUGAAAGAUGUAAUGGCUAGAGCACCCCAUAUGAAAGAGCUCAUAGAUAUGUACAGCGGCCCUGAUGUUGUUACUGCAAAACAACAAGAAGAGGAGCUGCAAAGAGUUGCAAACACUCUCCCUGAAAACAUCCCUUCUUCAGUAAAGCGGUUUACUGACAAAACUCUACUCUCUCUUAAGAACAAUCCAGGCUGGGGUUUUGACAAGAAAUGCCAAUUCAUGGACAAGUUCACUCGCAUGGUUUCAGAGCAAUACAAGUAGAAAGGUCUCUUAUACUCUGUUGCAUUAACCAUCUUAUUUAGCCCACAAGGAGAUUCAAAGGGCGUUUUUCUUUUUGUUAAAAGAAGAUGCGAUGGCCAACUUAAAUCCAUGCAAUGUUUUCUUUUCUUUUACUGGGAUGCUAGUUUGAUAAAUAAAUUUGCUGAUAAACGUAGUUAUUUCUUUUGCGAGAUUUACCUCCUGGCCAAUUUGGUUCUGCACAAGUGUAAACAUCGCUGCCAUUUUAUUCGUCAUGUGAAACUCCUGUCCCUUAUCAGGGAUUACUUAAGUGCUAACCAAAUUGUGUUUUUUUGGAAUUUAGAAUUUGAUGUGUGUUUGAUCAAAA
Messenger RNA from Panicum hallii, 1795 nucleotides. Its product is annotated as protein TonB. NCBI's taxonomy places the organism in Eukaryota, Viridiplantae, Streptophyta, Magnoliopsida, Poales, Poaceae. Bases 76 to 1452 code for a protein of 458 amino acids. The transcript is spliced from 4 exons. The record is from RefSeq and is a predicted model, not a curated record.